CACUCCUGCCUUAUCAGCACCUCAUCCCAUGCAUCCACCCUUCAUAUCUCUAGACGACCGGUUCUCCAUCUUCCACAUCGUAAUUCAUCGUGUAGCGCUUGACACAAAAUGUCUGACUUUGCAGACGGCAUCGCACCGCAGCGAUAUCAAUGCCGGCGCCGACCAGCCUACUGUGGCGGCGAUAGGCGACAACCCGCAAGCGUAUCAUCAACACCAGCUCACCCUCGCGAACACUGGAGUCUUGAUGAGGGCCGGUGGAAGACGAGUGGCAACCACUACGAGCCACGCAAAUUCCCUGAAACACGGACGGCGCACGACCCAAAUUUGUUCAUCGAGUUCAAACGGCUUGUAGACCGUGGCUGGGAUGCCCUCACUUCCAAAGGUAGCCGAGCGCUCGGCAAUACGCACCGUAGAUGCGGAGGAAUCUCCGAGCAGCGAUGGCUGGGCCGGGGCAGUGGUCCCGAUUCAAUCAUACAACCCACAACGCGCGAAGAAGCCGUAGAGGCUACCUCGUUACUUCUCCGACUAGCGGAAUCGCGAACACUGGACGUCCCGCCCAGCAAGCUGCAGGCACUCUUCCACGACAGCGAGAGCACACCGAACUCACAUUUGGCAUCAAACCGCGAUGCCAUGCUCGCCUUUGGCGGCGCAUGUUACUUUCUGCCUGAGAUUGGCGACAGGCUGCCUUCAUCCGCUGAUCUAUGCCGACCGAGCAAUUCCAACCCGCAAUGGCUCACUAUCGAUUGGUUCAAGAGGAGUCCAUACUCUCCUCUGCAAGCCGAAUUGGAAGCAGCGCUACCGGGGCUACCUUGGAACCCCAGCUGGCGUGCCGCAUUUGAGGAUCUGGUCACCGUCUCCAUGGGUCGUCCCAUGCCCUCCGAGGAGUCUUUGAGCCGCCCAUACGGGACGGAACCCGGGAGACUGCAACCCGGCAUUGACUGGGUCAUCAACCUUCAAGUGCAGGGCAUCCUGCCACCCUUGCUGCCAUCAUUGUAUUCGUCCGCCUUGACACGUGCGAGCCGCGACCAGGGCUUUCACAAGAUCGUCGACGAAAUUUGGAAAUCGGAUCGAGCCUACCCGGCGUUGAUGGCUUGCUGGAGAGAAUUCAAGUCAGACUACCGGCCUCUAUCGAACUCUGAUAUUGACAUCGCUCCUGCAUCUCCAGCAGGCGUUCAAGUCUCGGCUGAUAGACUUGCUGAGGAGCGCACUCAGGGACCGCAACCGGGUAUUCAGUCGACCGUCAAAGUCGUCAAAACUUCACGAACGGCGGACGGCGAGGUCACUACUACUACAGUGGUGAGGCAUUGCUACGAAGACGGGACGGACGAAGAGCUUGAGAGUGUUCAUACGUUCAAUGAGUCAGAUGUGCCGAUCGGGAAGUCCUAGCCCAGCCAAAGAGCAAGCCGGUCCGCGAUGGCUAUGUCAAGAGAGCCAGAGUGCAAAAGGAAAACAAUCGAAUGGCGGUAUCGCUCCAUGAUUUGAAUGUGCGUGUGCUGUCCUCAGAGAAGAGCCUUGUUCGUUCCAUUGCAAAGCAGUUGAAGUGUAA
Messenger RNA from Neohortaea acidophila, 1546 nucleotides. RefSeq lists its product as uncharacterized. The transcript has a single exon. Bases 109 to 1386 code for a protein of 425 amino acids. The record is from RefSeq and is a predicted model, not a curated record. Lineage: Eukaryota; Fungi; Ascomycota; Dothideomycetes; Mycosphaerellales; Teratosphaeriaceae.